UUAGCAUGUAAUUGGAGGUCUGGCGCUUUGGAUGGAUGGUUAGUACACUGUUAUUUUGGCAUUUAGAUUUCAGACUUUACGCUGUUUAACGUUUUAGAACAAUUUUAUUUGUCCAGAUUUUUUGGGGAGUAAUACUGGAGUGAUUAAACGUGGACUGACUAGGAGACUUUGUUGUCUCAGGUCACACUUGUGAGUUAUUUCUCAGCUGCCUCAGAUCCACUGCUUCUUUGCGCUGGGUCCUGUUAAGCCGUGGAGCAUGAGUACAUAAUGAAGCGACGUUUGGAGGAUCAGGAUACAGCGUUUGGGUCUCAGCGGAGGCUUCCAGGGGGUGCAGAGGGCUUUCAGCACCGCGUCCUUUCCUCUGCAUCGUCCGUGUAUGAGGCUGCCUCAGACAACAUGCAGCCCUCUACCACUGUGCAGUACUCCCCAGUCCCACAGACCUAUCAGGUACCCUUGACACAGAACUCUGGAGGACACGGGCACACAAGCAGCCCCACCGUACAUGGUGGCUCACACCACCACAGCCCUGCGGUCCAGCCCACGGGAGCUCCUGUAGGACAGGGCCAUUCUCAGGCUCCCCCUGCUGCCUCUGCCCCACCUUCAGGCCAGCAACAAUUUCAGAGACUUAAAGUUGAAGAUGCCCUUUCCUACCUUGAUCAAGUGAAGCUCCAGUUUGGAAAUCAGCCACAAGUGUACAAUGAUUUUCUGGAUAUAAUGAAAGAAUUCAAAUCUCAAAGCAUCGAUACUCCAGGCGUGAUUAACAGAGUCUCGCAGCUGUUUAAAGGCCACCCAGAUCUCAUCAUGGGAUUCAACACCUUCCUGCCUCCCGGCUACAAGAUAGAAGUGCAGACCAACGACCUGGUCAACGUCACGACCCCAGGCCAGAUCCACCACAUCACCCCACAUGGCAUCUCAGUCCAGAACAUCCCCUACACACAGCAGGCUCAGGCACAACCCCAGACCCAGACCCCAGCUCCCACCAGCACCGCUGCACUCACCAUGCCUAGUCAGCCAACUCCUGCCAAGAUCAGUAAGCCAAUGCAGUCUCCUGCACUGACCCCAACCAGCCAGCCCAAUCCAUCCAUACCCUCGUAUGCUUCACCCCGCUCCCCAUCGGUGCAGUCUCACACUCCGCUGAGCAGCACACCUGCCAGUGCCCCCCCGCUGCAGAACAACCAGCCCGUGGAGUUCAACCAUGCCAUCAACUACGUGAACAAGAUCAAGAACCGCUUUCAGGGGCAGCCAGACAUCUACAAAGCCUUCCUGGAGAUUCUGCACACGUACCAGAAGGAGCAGCGGAAUGCUAAGGAAGCAGGGGGGAACUACACUCCAGCUCUCACUGAGCAGGAAGUGUACGCUCAGGUGGCUAGACUUUUCAAGAACCAGGAGGACCUUCUAUCUGAGUUUGGGCAGUUUCUGCCAGAUGCCAACAGUUCUGUGUUACUGAGCAAAACAGCCGCCGAUAAGGCAGAGUCUGUGCGUAUAGACCCUGGAAGUGUGCUGAAGAGGCCUCAGCUCAACAACAAGCAACGGUUUAACCAGAAUGGCUGUCAGAUCCGCAGACAUACUGGGCCUGGUGCUACUCCACCUGUAAAGAAGAAACCAAAGUUUAUGGGGAAAGAGCAUCCAAUGGCAGAAGGCAGCAAAUAUGGAAUUGGCACUGAAUCGUUGUUUUUUGAAAAGGUGAGGAAAGCACUGCGGAGUGCAGAAGCCUAUGACAAUUUCCUGCGUUGUUUGAUGAUCUUCAAUCAAGAGGUGAUCUCCCGAGCAGAGCUGGUGCAACUGGUGCUACCUUUCUUAGGGAAAUUCCCAGAGCUGUUUACCUGGUUCAAGAACUUCCUGGGCUACAAAGAGUGUACCCACAUUGAGAGCUAUCCCAAAGAGCGGGCCACAGAGGGCAUUGCCAUGGAGAUUGACUAUUCGUCCUGCAAGAGACUAGGUUUCAGUUACAGAGCUCUGCCCAAGACCUUCCAGCAGCCCAAGUGCACAGGAAGAACUCCACUCUGUAAGGAGGUGCUGAACGACACAUGGGUUUCAUUCCCAUCCUGGUCUGAGGACUCAACUUUUGUCAGCUCCAAAAAGACCCAGUAUGAAGAGCACAUAUACAGAUGUGAAGACGAGCGCUUCGAGCUUGAUGUAGUCUUGGAGACGAACCUGGCCACCAUCCGUGUGCUGGAGACCGUUCAGAAGAAACUGUCACGGAUGUCUGCGGAGGAGCAGGCCAGAUUUAGGUUGGACAACACUAUCGGAGGCUCUUCUGAGGUCAUUCACCGCAAAGCUAUCCAAAGGAUAUAUGGGGACAAGGCUGCUGACAUCAUUGAUGGUUUAAAAAGGAAUCCUUCAGUCUCUGUACCCAUUGUCUUAAGAAGAAUGAAAAUGAAAGAGGAAGAGUGGCGUGAGGCUCAGAGGGGAUUCAACAAGAUCUGGAGGGAGCAGAAUGAGAAGUAUUACCUCAAGUCAUUAGACCACCAGGGCAUUAACUUCAAGCAGAAUGACACGAAAGUAUUGCGCUCGAAGACACUGCUCAACGAAAUUGAGGCUCAGUACGAUGAGCGACAGGAGCAGGCAUCAGAGGACAGUGCCGCCCCUCCAUCCGGCCCUCACAUGACCUUGCCGUACGAGGACAGCCAGAUCCUGGAGGACGCAGCCUCUCUCAUCAUCCACCAUGUCAAGAGGCAAUCCAGCAUCCACAAGGAUGACAAGUACAAGAUAAAGCAAGUCAUCUACCACUUCAUCCCCGACAUGCUGUUCGCCAGGCGAGGCGAGCUCUCCGACGUCGAGGAGGAAGAGGAGGAGGAUGAGGAGGCAGCAGAGGCGGAUGUGGACAGUGCCAAGAGGCCUAACGGAACGGCAUCGGCCAAGUCCAAGCUGCUGUUCGGCCCCGGGCCAGUGGUGCCAGUGCAGCAGACGCAGCAGCAGAAUGCAAGCACCGUCGACGAGGCUUACAACUUGUUCUAUGUCAACAACAACUGGUAUGUCUUCCUGCGGCUGCACCACAUGCUCUGCUCACGACUGCUGCGCAUCUACGAGCAGGCCGAGCGGCAGAUCGAGGAGGAGGUGCGUGAGAGGGAGUGGGAGCGCAAUGUGCUCGGUCUCAAGAGAGAGAAGAACGACAGCCCCGCCGUCCAGCUCCGGCUCAGGGAACCCAUGGACAUUGAAGUUGAGGACUACUACUCGGCCUUUCUGGAGAUGGUACGCAAUCUUCUGGAUGGGAACAUGGAGACGUGUCAGUACGAGGACCAGCUGAGGGAGAUGUUCACCAUCCAUGCCUACAUCGCAUUCACCAUGGACAAGCUUAUCCAGAGCAUCGUCCGGCAGCUCCAGCACAUUGUGAGCGAUGAGAUCUGCAUUCAGGUGACAGACCUGUUUCUCAGCGAAUGCAGCACUAAAGCGUCCGGUGGGAGUGUGGCCACUCAGGCGAACAGGGCAAGUGCUGAGGUGGUCUACCAGCGCAAAGCUGAGCAGCUGAUGGCAGAUGAGAACUGCUUCAAGUUACUGUUUCAAAAGAGUAAAGGGAGUGUACAGGUAGCUGUGGAGCUCCUGGAUACAGAGGAGGAAAACUCGGACGAGCCCGUGGAGGCCGAGCGUUGGUCCGAUUAUGUGGAGCGGUACCUGAACACGGACUCUGCAUCCCCGGAACUGCGGGAGCACCUCUCCCAGAAGCCCGUGUUUCUGCCCAGGAAUCUCCGGCGCAUCCGCAAGUGCCAGCAAGGGCCAGACUUACAGAUGCGGGAGGCGAAGGAAGCUGCCAAGAAAGCCUCUGACCCCGCAGACGACCCCAAGAUGGAAUGCAUGUUCAAGCUGAACUCGUACAAGAUGGUGUAUGUCAUCAAAUCAGAGGAUUACAUGUACCGCCGCACAGCGCUGUCAAGAGCCCACCAGUCCCACCAGCAAGUCAGCACACGCCUGCACCAGCGCUUCCAGGCAUGGCUGGACACAUGGAGGAAGGCUCAUGUGACCAGUGACAUGGCCGCCGACAAUCAGAGGUGGCUGAUGGGAGAAGGCCAAGAGGGGCUGCAGCCUUGCAAGACCAGCUGUGAGCCCACCGUCCUCCACUUCCAGACCAUCAACAGAUACAGGGUCCUGUACAGCACCACUCCCUAACAUUGCACUCUCUGGGGGCGGUGACCUUUACGGAGGGGUGUGGUUUCUUUUUAACUUUUUAAGAAGGAAAAAAAAGACACAUGACUGAAGCAGCACUGAAAUUUAAUGCUGGUUGCCAUGGAGCACUUUGUAGACUCCUCACUCUUAUCAAGAUUGUUAUUAUUGUUGUUGUUGUUGUUAUUGUUAUUAUUAUUAUUAUUAGUGUCUUAAAUUUUUAGAUGGGAACUUUUUUAUUGAGCAUAAUGGCAAGCUGGCAUACCUUCUGGUCUUUUAGUCAUGAUGGAGUACACUGCAAUAACUUUUUUUUGUCUGUUUUAUAAUUACACAAAGUCUUUUGUGUAAAUGUCUACACAAGUAAUCAAAAUGUAAAGUUAAUUUUUAUGAGUGGCAUCACAGGUCAGCGUGUAGUAUACUUCCUUUCUAAUUUUUCUCUUUCUUUUUUGUCUUUUGAAAUUGAGUCAUUGAUUAGGGGAAAAAACCUAUUUUGGUUCAAUUUUACCCAUAUCUUCACAUGCAAACACACACUUCACAGCCAAAUUUUACUUCGCAUAGAUAAAUAGGAUGGAGAAAACACUGAAAACGAUAACGUGUUGGAUGCAAGUGUGGUGAGCUGUUUGUGUCGGAUCAAGCAGCUAAGCCUUCCUUGAUGUUGUGAAUUUGUACAGGUGCUGCAGAUCUGCGUGACAGCUCUGUGCUCUUAAAUAUUUAUAGAACCCCUGAGCAAGGUAAUGAUGCAUUAAUGGAGAUCUAUGAUACCAGCCUCAACAUGAAAACAGCAAGAGCAGCAGCCGCAGAAUCUCACUGUAAAUAACUUGUAUAUUUUCCAGACUGUUUAUAUUCUGAAAACAUUAAACUGUAGUUCACCUUUUUAGACUUUUCUUAUCAUAGCAGAGGUGACUAAUGCUGGUCUGUAUAUUAAAACCGAUUACGUUUUUUUAACCAAAGGGAGUUUUUCUUUUUUUUUACAUGUUUGUGGCUGUGAGUUGUCUGGAACUUUGAAACUUUCGAAAAUAUUCUGUAUGUACAUUGCCAUUCCAUGACACAUUUAAAAAAUUUGAGAUUUGUGACACUGCCCGUGCUACUAUAUUAUGAGUAGAGCUUAGAAACACUUCACUGUUAUUGGCCAGUUUUGCCUCCCUAUUCCUAAUAUGAAAUGUUGUGAAGUCGGAGCACUUUUUUUUUUUGGUGCGCUAAACAUUGAUAACUGCUGAAUAUGGUAAAGCCUAUAAAAAAAAGACAAUGACAGCAUGUUUCUAUGGUCUCAUGUACAGUCCUUUUGUAUUAUUUACCAUUGUUUUAAAGAUUGAAAUAAAACAAAGUUGUAGUAGAUUAAA
This is a messenger RNA of Electrophorus electricus (electric eel), 5438 nucleotides long. RefSeq names its product SIN3 transcription regulator family member Ab (gene sin3ab). Lineage: Eukaryota; Metazoa; Chordata; Actinopteri; Gymnotiformes; Gymnotidae. Gene Ontology annotation, biological process: negative regulation of transcription by RNA polymerase II. The record is from RefSeq and is a predicted model, not a curated record. Gene Ontology annotation, cellular component: Sin3-type complex; chromatin. Gene Ontology annotation, molecular function: transcription corepressor activity.